AUGGAUUCUUUCGACACCCCAAUUGUCUCGGAAAUCAAUGUUAUAACUUUGAAUUGCUGGGGUCUUAAGUAUUUGGCCAAGUUUAGAAAUGAACGUCUGGCAGAAAUAGGGAAGCGCAUCGGUGCUGCAGAUCCAGUGCCACAAAUCGUCGGUUUACAAGAGUGUUGGACACAAGAAGACUACCAAAGCAUUCGGAAACAGACCAAGCACAUUUUACCUCAUGGAAAAUUCUAUCAUAGUGGAAUAUUUGGCGGAGGUCUCGCAAUCUUGUCAAAAUGGCCGAUAGAGGAGAGUUCAAUGUUUCGCUACCCUCUCAAUGGUAGACCAACAGCUUUUUUCAGAGGCGACUGGUUUGUCGGAAAGGGCGUCGCAUGUGCGAGGAUCCGAUAUGGACCAGGCUUGAAAGAUAUUGUGGAAGUGUUUACUACACAUCUUCAUGCUCCCUACGAAGCCGAACCAAACGAUUCAUAUAUAUGCCACCGGACAGCGCAAGCUUGGGAAAUAGCAAAGCUCAUACGUGGGGCUUCGGAACGCGGGCAUCUUGUUCUUGCGCUCGGAGACUUUAAUAUGAUACCACUAUCCCUAGCCCAUCGACUCAUCAGUACCCACUCUCCGGUUCGGGAUGUUUGGCUAUUGUUACACCCCGACUCUUCACUUGGAGCAGCGCAGGAUCCGGUCGAAAAAGCUAGACGACGACCAAUACCUACGGCUAACUUUAAUGUCACCGAGAACGGCGCAACAUGCGACAGUGUAUACAAUACGUGGCGUUGGAGCAAAGAUCAGCAGAAGCUAUUGGGGCCAAACCGACCACCCAUCGAGGUCCCAGGAGACAGAAUAGAUCCAAAAGCUAAGAGACUGGAUUACAUUUUUGUGAACACCACGUUUAACCCUGCAAACCCGGCGGAUGGAGGAUGGGUGGUCAAAUCGACGAAGGUUGGAAUGCUAUCUCGACAUCCCGAGUUGCAGUGUUCUCUGAGUGAUCACUUCUCUGUUGAGACUACGUUGCUACAUUCGAGAUCAUUGGAAACUGAGAUGAAGGAGGACGAAGAAUCCGCUAUGCAGAAUGGAGUGUAUUUGUCGUCGCCAACUUCAAGCGAGUUCAAGUCUGUCUAUGACCAAUUCAAGUUCAGCGCGCCGCAAUUCCUACCCUUACAGACAUAUGACGAAAUUUUGGCAAUGAUCAGCAAAUACCGUGCUCGGGAAGCUAAACAACGUCGAUAUCGUUUGUAUCACUUCGGAGGGUGGCUGGUAGUGAGCAUUGGAUGUUUGGUUGCGGUCUGGUGGAGCCCUAGGAACUACGUUUCGUUCAUUUUAAUGUUGCUUAGUACUCUUGGGCUGAGCGCGGGAGUGAUUGAUGGCCUCAUCGGUGGCCUAUUUGUUGGCAGUGAAAUCAGAGCAUUGAAGGAGUUCGAAUGGGAAAUCAGCAAUGCGAGAGCUGCUGCUAGUGGGGAUCCCCACGAGUUCGCUGAAGAAGGUAUUAAGGAUUGGUAA
Messenger RNA from Glarea lozoyensis ATCC 20868, 1491 nucleotides. RefSeq names its product DNase I-like protein. Gene Ontology annotation, molecular function: sphingomyelin phosphodiesterase activity. Gene Ontology annotation, cellular component: cytoplasm. NCBI's taxonomy places the organism in Eukaryota, Fungi, Ascomycota, Leotiomycetes, Helotiales, Helotiaceae. The record is from RefSeq and is a predicted model, not a curated record. The transcript has 2 exons. Bases 1 to 1491 code for a protein of 496 amino acids.